Molecule: messenger RNA, 1554 nt
Organism: Papaver somniferum (opium poppy)
Lineage: Eukaryota; Viridiplantae; Streptophyta; Magnoliopsida; Ranunculales; Papaveraceae
Product: glutaminyl-peptide cyclotransferase-like
Exons: 11
Coding region: 197-1168 (323 amino acids)
Molecular function (GO): glutaminyl-peptide cyclotransferase activity
Source: RefSeq, a predicted model, not a curated record
AGAAAUUUUCUCAAGAUUUCGUUUUCCCAACAUGAAAAUUCUCUCUAAUGGAGGCGGCGCAUUUUAACAACCACCUAGACUGAACAGAACUGCAGGAGUAGUUGAAUCUGCACCAAACUCCAUUGGUGCCCCCAUUGAAACACUCAUCCCCUCCCAUAAAUUUGAAACCUUUAUUGAUUUUCAGAUUCUAAAAUUCAUGAAGAGGAAGAAAAAACCCAAUUUUUAUAAACCAAUCAAUCAAUCCCCAUCGAUGGUGUCACCUUCUUCUUCUUCAAUUAGAUUUAAGAGGAGAACCCUAGUUGUCUUAUCGUUAUUUUUGAUUUCUUUGAUUGUUAUUCUUUAUUUAACGUCAAAUAAUAAUCAGAAAAGGAAAUUUAUUGAUGAUGUUGUUCCAUUGACUGAUGAAUUUCACUCAAUUGAAGUUGUUAAUGAGUUUCCUCAUGAUCCAAAAGCAUUUACUCAGGGGCUUUUGUAUGGAGGUGAUGAUUUUCUGUAUGAAUCAACUGGUCUUUACAAGCAAUCAUCCGUACGAAAGGUUGAUAUCAAGACUGGAAAGGUUGAGAUUCUCCAAAAAAUGAGCGACAGUCAUUUUGGCGAGGGGCUUACUCUACUUGAUGAUAAGAUAAUCCAAGUAAUUUGGUUGGAACCAUCUGGUUUCAUAUAUGAUCGACAUAACCUUAGCAAGAUUGGCAAGUUUACACAUGGAAUGAAGGACGGAUGGGGACUGGCAACAGAUGGAAAAGUCUUAUUUGGGACUGAUGGAUCUUCAUCUCUUUAUCAUCUUGAUCCAAAAACAUUCAAAGUCUUAAGGAAUGAUGUAGUCAGAUAUAAAGGUCAUGAGGUUCAUAAUCUCAACGAGCUGGAGUAUGUAAAUGGCGAAGUUUGGGCAAAUAUUUGGAUGUCAGAUUGUAUAGCUAGAAUUUCACAGAAGGAUGGGGUUGUGCUUGGCUGGAUUAUCCUUCCAGAAUUGAGGAAGCGAUUGUUAAAGGCUGGGAGUAGACGAAUUGAUGUCUUGAAUGGAAUUGCAUGGGAUAGUGAGAAGAACCGUCUCUUUGUGACUGGAAAAUGGUGGCCGAAACUUUACGAGAUCAAGUUACAUCCCAUGAAAGAACAACUACAAGCUGAAGAUGUGGCAACGCGUUGCAUGAGAAAAUAUGAGUUCCAUUAGCCCAAAACCUAGAAGUUAUCCUCUCCUACCUAGAAGAAGAAGAAGCUAAUGUGGAAUGACAGCAGAAAUAUGUGAUUGCUACCUGUUCCCUCGAGAAAAUUAUGCUUCCAUCUUCAACAACGGACGAAAUGACAAGUGGUACACUGUUCAUUGUAAUUGAUUGCUUGUUGCUUCUUGGACCUCAGACACAUGAGGUAGAUGCAGCAACAGUAGAACAAAACUUAGUUAGAGAAAAUGUAUACGAUCCAUUUAAUAUCUGAAACCUUUUUGUCCAGACAAAUUUCGGAGAAGUUCUGUUGCUGUAAGCCAGAGAAUGAUCCAAUGGGGUUUUUGAGGGAUUGAACUUGAUAUAGUUUCACUUUUUAGUUUUUUUCCCCUCGGUUUCA